UUUACUUCAGAUAAAAAAAGAGAAACAAUCACUUCCCAAUACACAUAAUUUUUUGUUCACUAGUUCUUUUUCUCCUUCAUGGCUUCCGAAAAUGUCAUUGAAUCAUUCAACAUAUCUUUUGAAACAUGAUCCUGGAUCACUUAUUGCUAAAGUAUCUGUUCUUCCCCUCUUAGUUUUCGAUUAGUAUGUUUUGUCUGACUUCAGAAAGUUAACAUUGACAAAAGUUCACUUUUUGAACUUCAGAGAGUUCAGACUCAUAACUGCUCACAAAGGAACUGCAGAAAGUAGUUAAAGCUUUUCCAUGGGGUAUUUUAACUUGUUAUUGCUGUUAAGUCUUACAUGGAGUUUGACGAUUCCGGGUUCCUAUCAACUGCAAUCCUCACAGGAACAAGUGCUUCUUCAACUAAGGAAGCAUUUGGAGUACCCUAAGCAACUAGAGAUAUGGAACGAUCAUGGCACCGAUUUUUGUUAUAUAACUUCUUCUAUACAAGUGAACAUCUCAUGCCAAGACAAUGUUGUGACUGAGCUCAAAAUCAUGGGUGAUACGCCUUCCAAGGUUAGUAAUUUUGAAGGUUUUGCAAUUGCAAAUCUAACUUUAUCAGAGAACUUUUCUAUGGAUUCUUUUGUCACUACUCUGGAAAGGUUGACAAGCUUGAGAGUUCUUAGUUUGGUAUCUUUGGGAAUUUGGGGUCCACUUCCGGACAAAAUUCAUCGACUGUUUGCACUUGAAUACCUGGACUUGGGUUCCAAUUAUCUCUUUGGUUCAGUUCCUCCUAAAAUCUCUGCAAUGGUGAAGCUUCAAACUCUUAAGUUGGAUGACAAUUUCUUCAAUGAUACAAUCCCCAAUUGGUUUGAUUCUCUCUCUAAUCUGACAUUUCUAAGCUUGAGAAAUAACAGAUUAAAGGGUCCAUUUCCAUCUUCAAUAAGGCAUAUGACCACUCUCACUGAUCUUGUUUUAUCUGUGAAUGAAAUAUCUGGGAGAUUACCAGAUCUCAGUGGCCUAAGUAGCUUAAAUGUGCUGGACUUGAGUGAAAACAAAUUAGAUUCUGAUCUACCUGCGUUGCCAAGAGGACUGGUCAUGGCCUUUCUCAGUAACAACUCCUUCUCAGGUGAGAUUCCAAAGCAAUAUAGCAAGCUAAACCAAAUACAACACCUAGACUUGUCAUCCAAUCUACUGGAAGGAAUGCCUCCGGGUCUACUUUUCUCAUUGCCAAACAUCAGUUACUUGAAUUUGGCAUCAAACAUGCUGAGUGGAUCACUUCCAAAUCAUCUAAACUGUGGAGGCAAGCUUGGUUUUGUUGAUAUAUCUGACAAUCGAUUAGCAGGAGAAGUACCUUCCUGUUUAAGCAAUGAAUCAGCUAAAAGAGUGGUUAAGCUUGGUGGAAAUUGCUUAUCCACUCAGGUACCUAAUCAGCAUGCAGAAUCAUACUGCAGAGAAGUCCACAGGAAGAGGAAGCAAUCUGAAAGCAGAAAUGUAGCAAUAUUGGUGGGCAUUAUUGUAUGCAUAGUUAUCACUAUGGGGCUUCUGGCUUUCGCAUUCCUCAUUGUGUGUAGAAGAUAUUGCCCGCGAGGGCAAUCGGAGCAGCAUUUACUGCAUAAAGCAGUUAAAGAUAACUCAGCAGCAGGGUUCUCUUCAGACAUCUUGACAAACGCACGGUUUAUUUCUGAAGCUGCAAAGUUGGGCUCUCAGGGGCUUCCAGUGUGCCGGCCGUUUGCCUUAGAGGAGUUGAAUGAAGCAACAAACAACUUUGAUAAUUCUGCAUUUAUGGGCGAGGGUUCAUAUGGGAAGCUUUACAAAGGAAGAUUAGAAAAUGGAACCCUGGUUGCGGUAAGGUGCCUACCUCCAUCAAGGAAAUAUUCCAUUCGAAAUCUUAAACUCAGGCUGGAUUUACUUGCAAAGCUUCGUCAUCCGCAUUUGGUUUGCCUUUUGGGGCACUGCAUUGAUGGUGGAGGCCGCGAUGAUUACAGUAUAAACAAAGUGUUUCUCAUAUAUGAAUACGUGCCAAAUGGGAAUUUUCGAAGUCAUCUCUCUGAGAAUACUCCGGGAGAGGUUCUCAAUUGGUCAGAGAGAUUGGCUGUUCUAAUCGGUACGGCGAAGGCUGUGCACUUCUUGCAUACUGGAGUUAUUCCUGGUUUCUUCAACAACAGAUUGAAGACAAACAAUAUCUUGCUAAAUGAGCAUCGAAUUGCAAAGUUGAGUGACUAUGGACUGUCUAUUGUCUCGGAAGAAAUUAACAGUACUGGGGUUAAACAGGGAGACCACGAAUCCAGGCAAAUGAUAAAAUUAGAGGAUGAUGUUUUGAGCUUUGGAUUCAUGAUACUCGAGUCUCUUGUUGGACCUUCAGUAUCUGCUAGAAAAGGAGCAUUUCUACGAGAUGAAUUGGCAUCUUUAAACAGCCCAGAUGGCAGAGGAAGGAUUGUGAACCCAGUAGUGCUGGCGACUUGCUCACAAGAAUCCCUCUCAAUUGUGAUCGCAAUUACAAACAAAUGCAUCUGCUCUGAAUCAUGGAGUCGUCCCUCUUUUGAGGACAUUCUUUGGAACCUUCAGUAUGCAGCUCAAGUCCAGGCAACAGCCGAUAAUGAACCUAGAAUUUGAUGGCGGCGAGCACAUUUUUGUAUAUCUCUGGAGCUGCCUUUUUGAUUAGUUUGCUGAUAAAGCAUACUUUUGAGGAUAUUUACUACUCAUAAAUUUGUGCUUCAAUUUGGGAUCUAUUAUCAUUUUACUUU
This is a messenger RNA of Pistacia vera, 2727 nucleotides long. Its product is annotated as probable inactive leucine-rich repeat receptor-like protein kinase At3g03770. The transcript has 8 exons. Gene Ontology annotation, biological process: protein phosphorylation. The record is from RefSeq and is a predicted model, not a curated record. Gene Ontology annotation, molecular function: ATP binding; protein binding; protein kinase activity. Lineage: Eukaryota; Viridiplantae; Streptophyta; Magnoliopsida; Sapindales; Anacardiaceae. The coding region runs from base 302 to 2596 and encodes 764 amino acids.